AUGAAAACUUCAUCCAAAAGCUCGUCUUUGACAGAAAAUAACAGGAAAUCACUUGAUGAAAGAAAAUCAACUCUGCAACAAAUUGAAAAACAAUAUAAAGAGUCUAAAUUUAAUGAAAUGCAGAAAAACAUUGAUGAAAUGACAGAACACCUCGAACGCUACACCUAUCCAAAUGACCGAUCUUAUUUGGAACAGUUUGCAGAAGAUCUUAAACAGAAAAUCAAUGACUAUAAAGCAAAUCCGGAAGUUAUAGCUGUAAAAGACGAUAACCAGCAUGCCGCCAUGAAAUACUUCAAUGCUUUAGAUAAUCACCUUAAAACAUUAACAAAUAUGGAAGUUCAAAGAAUAGAUGUCCUUGAAUGUAAGUGA
Messenger RNA from Schistosoma intercalatum, 369 nucleotides. Lineage: Eukaryota; Metazoa; Platyhelminthes; Trematoda; Strigeidida; Schistosomatidae. The record is from the annotation of a GenBank genome assembly.